AUGAUCAAUCAUGCACAUCGAGACCGAGACGGCCCUUGGAACUUGCCGCAAAGUCAAAGUGACGCUGCGCCAUCGCCAUCGCCCGCCGACGUCGUGCCUUUAGAGCGCCAAAACCAAGUCGCGCCUUCCGGCCGUCCCUCGCGCCUGCUCCGACAGAUGAACGAGCCGCCCCACACUCGUACACAUCGCAUUCGACGAAGACCCGGGCAUGCCCUUGGAGAAGAGGCACCGCGACCCCGAAUGAUCUGGUAUCUUCUCUAUCCGCUGCGUGGUACCACUGAACCACCACGGCUAUCCACCUCGCACCCCAUCCGACGGGCGUUCCAGGCCCACGGCACGGCAACUGCACGGCAUUGGCUGCUCUCCAUCGUCCUGACCAUUACCAUAUCCGUCCUCCUCUGUUACCAGGCGGUUUUCCAGGCCGACAGCUCUGCCGCCGCCGCUCUACGCAACCUCCCCAAGCAUGUCUGGACAUCGACCACCGAGGUCGAGGGCGAGCGACCUGCCGACGUCGUAGUGCGUCAGGUCUGGGUUCAUGGAGACUAUAUGAAUGCAAUUGCCCUACCUGUGUUGCGCGAAGCAAUGCAUGUCCAGGAAGUCCUCAUCAACGGUGGCUUCGAUACAAGAGAAGGCGCUACAUACGACGACCAGCACAUGCUCGCCCGCCAUGGCCCAGGCUGCGUUGUAGCACCACCGGGAGAGAAGUGGGGUUGGCAUUCGCCGUUGCUGUACUGGGACUGCUCUUUGAGCGCGCUGGAGAAGGACUCCGACCUCCUCGGAACCAUCAACGCUCAUGCUCGAAUACGCUCGCCACUCAACGUCACGCUGCGACCGAGCACCGUUUUUGCCGGCAAGUCCUUCUCCAACACCAAGCUUCGCGCCGCAGAUGCAUUGGUCAUCACGCUGUUUGACCAGACCAAUUCGAGCCUGGGAGAUACAUGGGACUCAAGGUCGCGCCUUCUAGCGGAAAAACUAUCUCCGGACUGGACCAUCUUCCCGCCUGAUGGCCAGGUAGGGCGAAGCCGACUCUAUGAAUUCCGUUUCAAGCCAAUGACCCUGAAUGACGACUUGUUCCUCGCGGCAUCCUACAUGGUGACCGCUGCCUAUGUCAUAUGGAGGAUGAUGCAGCUGCGAGCAGUCAAAAGUUGGUUUGGCCUGCUUGUAACGAUAUGUGUCAAGAUGACUAUAUGCGUGAUUGCAAGUUUUACUCUCUGUACCUACCUUGGAAUCGAUUUAGCACGGAUACCCCGGCCAUGGUUUCCUGGAGUUGUUUUUUGUUUCGGUUUAGGAAAUAUAUUUCGUCUGAUUAAUGUCGUCCUAGAGACACCCCCCGAGAUGCCUCCCCAACAGCGAAUCGGAAAUGCGCUAGGAGAAGUCGGCCACUUGUCCCUUGCCAUCGCCUUUCAAAAUCUCGCCCUAUUAUACAUUUUCUUGAGUGUGGACGUGCAAAGAAUGGAGCUUUCGGACUCGCUGGAGCGCGAGGAUCUCAACCAAAGUAAUAAGAAGAACCGGGCAGAACGACAAUCCUGGCUCGGGGCACUGUUUGAGGGUACUCUGCCACUCAGCACGAGAUUUGCCGGGACUGUAGCCAUUUGUUCCAUUAUUCUCGCUAUCAACUGGCACUUUUUCGACAGCGAUGGCAAGCAGCUGUCUCUCGACACACUUCGUCGGAACCUCACGUCCAGAAAACGCAGACGCGCCACUGAUACAUGGAGCCCACCACCAAUCAAUCAGGCUAGGACCCCCGCUGAUUGGCUAAGAAUCCAAGACCACAACACUGCCCGGGAACUCUUUGGCUUUAUCAAGCCCGAUGCUCCGAGUUUUGUAGCUCGUAUACAUGACCCCAUCCUGGUUGUUGCCAAGGGGGCGUGUGGACGCGACCGACCCCAGCCACCGUUGUCUUUCAUGGAUGGGCUCCGACGCUUUGCGCGUGGACAUGCGUUCCCAGUAGCCUUGAUCGUUGUUACCCUUAUUGCGGCUGUAACACUGUUCAUGAACUACCUUCUUUGGAGUGGACUUCCGAAGACUGCUGAAGAGAGCGAAGAGGACGAAGAAGUCACACUGUCGAUCAAGACGUUACCAACGCCGCAGAACCUAGACGUUGUGCACUUGAUUUCCUGUUCAAAAGGCCAUCUUGCUAGUAUAUCUCUUGACAGGAGUACUGCGCUAUGGCUACACGGUCGUGGAGGAUAUCUGCACACUACGCUGCAGACAGCAUCAAUGAAACCAAAGCUUUGGCCCAUUUACGCUACCGCCAUGGAUGACGGUGGCAACAUACUUGCGCUCUGUGCAGAGAGCGGUCAAAUCGGCUUAUGGGAUAUCCCUGCAUCACGUUUCCUCAUGUUUCCAAAAAUCGACAUCCGCGGACAGGCGCCCAUUUUAUUUACCUUUGUCUACCUCAAAACACGCCUGGAUGUUGAAAAGCUCUACCUCAUCAUCGUCAGCCGGGACGGGCAUCUAACGAAGCUCGAAGCACGUACAGGCAUCCACUACACUAGACGCGUAUCAUCCAGUCCCAUCGCCUGUACCGCAACAUACACCUCAGUUCAUGGCGACACAAGCAUUGUUUUUGUGACAAAACCCGGGGAAGUACACAUCUUGCCGCUGACAGAGGACAACAACAUAAUGUCUGAAGUAGUCGCUGGUCUUGACCCGGGGCCACCUCCAGGCAGCAACCCUGCGAAGAUUCGAUGCAUAGAGGCAGUUCCCAGCCUAGGUCUUAUUUUCGCACUGCGUGACGAGGAGGCUGAAAUCUUUGACUUUACUAGUCGAGCUCUCGUGCACGCCUUCCAGAUCGGCCACAUCAAGCCGCAUUCAUUCAGGGUCCUGUAUCCUAUGCGACGAACGUGUCAAUGUGGAGCCCCAACAGUGAACUCCCUUGCUGUGGCAUAUACAGAAUUAGACACCGGCCACAUGAUCAUGCAAAAUUUCUCCCUCGACGACAAUACGUCGUCACAGAUAUGUCUCGGAAAGCCAUUGGACAGGGAGAAGCACCGGUGUCGGGGGCUCGAUCAAGCAAAGGAGGCAGUGCAUUACGUUGAGCCUGCCGGAGUGUGGGAGUCGACGGAUGCACUCAGUGUUGUAGGGGUCAGGAGAUAUGCGCAAUCACCCACACCAUCAUCAACGGCUUCAGGCGCUGACGAUGGUAAUCAAGGUGUUGAUCCAUCCGCGCUUGCAUCGGCGCUCAAGCAGCGAGCUCAGAUUCAAGGCAAUCUGAACCCAUCCAAAUCUCUUGAGACGUCGUUCGCCAAGGGUAAUCAGAGAAGUCACGCUCCUGGCGACGUUGAUACGUGGGAGGCGUGGACACUAUCCAGUACAGGGGAGUUUCGCUGUAGGCCGCUUGUUCCUGAUAACCUCGAUGGCACAACGGAGGGCUCGUACGAAGACGAGCUUUUCGUGGCAGCUCCUGGUCCGAUGACCAGACUAGGCAAGCGCAGCGUCGUGGUAGGGUUCGGCAAUACUGUCAAGGUCAUCACUCUGGGCAAGGAAUCAUUCGAUGGGUUGACAAAUCUGCAGAGCAGCGCUAUGGAUAUUGGCCUUGGAUCAUACAAGUGGAGAGCCCGCAAGGGCACUGGCAGGAAAGUACAAUGA
Molecule: messenger RNA, 3591 nt
Organism: Alternaria postmessia
Lineage: Eukaryota; Fungi; Ascomycota; Dothideomycetes; Pleosporales; Pleosporaceae
Exons: 6
Coding region: 1-3591 (1196 amino acids)
Biological process (GO): SREBP signaling pathway
Cellular component (GO): Golgi membrane; endoplasmic reticulum membrane
Molecular function (GO): sterol binding; protein binding
Source: RefSeq, a predicted model, not a curated record